Molecule: messenger RNA, 1209 nt
Organism: Panicum hallii
Lineage: Eukaryota; Viridiplantae; Streptophyta; Magnoliopsida; Poales; Poaceae
Exons: 2
Coding region: 1-1074 (357 amino acids)
Biological process (GO): clathrin coat disassembly; clathrin-dependent endocytosis
Cellular component (GO): vesicle; cytoplasm; intracellular membrane-bounded organelle
Molecular function (GO): clathrin binding
Source: RefSeq, a predicted model, not a curated record
AUGACAUUUGUAAUGUCAUAUAACAAGACUACUGAGAGGAGACCUAAUGAUUUAAUUGAGAUGACGACCUGCACAGUUGAACCUUCGGUGGACUUUGUGAUUGAUUCUCGCAAUUUGUCGCAUGGUCCAGCAACAAAUCAUGUUUCAAGAAUUGCCAAUGGCACAAUGCUCAAUGACGAUAAUGACAAGAACCCAAGCUCUGCUAGCGCGAGUGCGAAAAGUCCGGAGAGUGAUUUUGUAGUUGAUCAGAAGCAGCCAAGUCCAUCUUGGACACCAAUUUCUGGAAGUGUUUCUGUAAAUGAAAACCACAAGAACUCUGAUAGUCAUUCAACACGCAGUACUGUCACACCCGAUUGUGCAUUUCUUCGGGUAUCUGACACUGAUGCACAGAUACAGUCAAUCAAAGUACAGCCACUGUUGAGGCAACAACCUAAACUGCUCAACAAGAAGGAAAGUGCAGCUAAAGGAGGUAUCACUCCAACUUCUGCUGCACAUACCAGUUCAAAUAGCAACAUGCCUCAUGCUGACAAGAAAGCUGAUGCCGAUCCCACUUCUGCUUCAGCUGCUAUGAAGGAGGCAAUGGAUUUUGCUGAAGCUACGUUAAAGGCUGCAAAGGAAUUGUUAGAGAGAAAAGGUGACAGUUUUAAAUUGCGGAAGAAGUCAUGUCACCAUAGAAGCACGAGGUCUACGGAAAUCAAGGCUCCUGUAUCGGUAGAGCUGGAUACAUCCGAACAAAAACUAUCAGUGAAAAAGUUAUCGGAAGAAGAAAAGAACCCUGAUGAUUCUUUGUCUGACAAGCAUAAAAGCCCAAGUGCAGUCAGGUUUGAUCAUGUUGAUGAUAAUGGAAACAGGGUACUUCCACUGAAGAAGCCUCAGCACAUGAUGCAAUGCUCCACUGAGUAUUGUGAAACCUCCAAUAAACUAGAGAAAUUAGGCGGCAAUGGCAAGCCGGGAGAUGUCCACUUGUUACGCACUGCGGCGGCCGCCGCCGCUGACGGUGGGUCGUCAUCCGUGGAGGGUGAUGGUGACGGUGGUUCGUCUAGCUGUGGUCCGUCAUCCGUAGAUGCGAUUUGAGGGUUUGGUUUGUCGAGAGCACGAAGAAGCGGCGAAUUUAUCACAAGAGCAGAGAGGGACCAUCGCCACGAGUUGGGCCGCUCCUCGGGCCUGGACUCAAGUGCCUUCCUUCAAAAGGCCCAACUGUAACCAGAG